CAAGAGCAGAAAUUAGAGGCUUUCUUAACGUGCAUGAAACCAACUGGAACACAGCGUGAUUUGCCUUUAAGGGUUGUUUCCACAGAUGUUAAAACUAUCACUGAAUCUAAUUCGAAGAUACACAACGGGGGAGCGUAGCAGAGGGAGAUUCUACACUCCUCUGGGGGAACUAAUCGACCGUAUUACAGCUGAGAGUUGAUCUACAAACUGAUUUGUCACCAGGAAACAAGCAGGUGAAAUAUGAUGAUUGCACUGGGCCUUGGUCUUUUUUGUCUAUUUUUCUGCCCGGACCCCGCAGAGGCUCAGUUUCCUCGAGCGUGCUGCACAGUGGAGGGGAUCCGGACCAAGCAGUGCUGCCCUGCGCUGGGCUCAGAUCCCGCUAAUGUUUGUGGCUCCCUGUCAGGGAGAGGAAUCUGCUCUGCUGUCCGAGUGGACUCCAAACCCUGGGGAGGACCGUACAGACUGAGAAACGUAGAUGACAGAGAGAGGUGGCCGACCAAAUUCUUCAAUCAGACUUGCAGAUGCACUGGUAACUUUGCAGGUUACAACUGUGGUCAGUGUAAGUUUGGCUGGACUGGACCAAACUGCGACCAGAGGAAAGCUCCUGUUGUGAGGAAAGACAUCCACACUUUGACCCCCGAAGAGCUCGAAGAGUUCCUGAAUGCUCUGGAACUGGCCAAGACCACCAUCCACCCAGACUAUGUCAUUGCCACCCAACACUGGCUGGGGCUGCUGGGACCAAAUGGAACCGACCCACAAGUUACCAACAUCUCCAUCUACGACUUCUUUGUCUGGCAGCAUUACUACUCAGUCAGAGACACUCUUCUUGGUCCUGGCCGUCCGUUCAAAGCCAUUGAUUUCUCACACAAAGGUCCAGCAUUCAUUACUUGGCACAGAUAUCACCUUCUGAGCUUGGAAAGAGAGCUUCAGAGACUGACUGGCAAUGAGAACUUUGCAGUCCCCUACUGGAACUUUGCCACGGGGCAGAGUGAGUGUGAUGUUUGCACUGACCGUCUGCUGGGGGCCAGAAACCCAGACAACCCCUCGCUCAUCAGUAACCAGUCCAGAUUCUCCAGAUGGGGUGUGGUGUGCAACAGUCUGGACGACUACAAUCGUCUGGUGACUCUUUGCAACGGCACCAAUGAGGGUUUCAUUCAGAGAGGGAUCAUGGAGAGAGGAAACAUGUCUCUGCCAACCAUGAAUGAUGUCAGAAGCUGUCUUGGCAUCAGGGACUUUGACAGUCCUCCCUAUUUCACCAACUCCUCCUUUAGCUUUAGAAACGCUCUUGAGGGCUAUGACAAGCCAGACGGACAACUGGACGAAUCAGUCGAUAACCUUCACAACCUUGUCCACUCUUUGCUCAACGGAACCAGCUCUUUGUCUCACUCUGCGGCCAACGACCCCAUCUUUCUGGUGCUCCAUGCUUUCACCGAUGCCAUUUUCGACGAGUGGAUGAGAAGGUUUGUUCCAAACAAUGCCACCUUCCCGGAUGAGAUGGCCCCCAUCGGUCACAACAGGGACUACAACAUGGUUCCCUUCUUCCCUCCCAUCACUAAUGAGGAGAUUUAUGUCCCAUCUGAGCAGCUGGGGUAUUCAUAUGCCAUUGCCCUGGAUGAUGCAGAUGGAGGGCCGAGUGUGUUCGUGCUGGGUUCCACUCUGGGGGGAGUCUUCAUCGGUCUCCUGGUGCUUCUCCUUAUGUUUGUGCUCUACCUGCAUCAGCGGAGAAACAGAGGCUUUGAACCUCUGAUAAAAGCAGAUUUCACAAAUAGAAAGUACACAGAGGAAGCCUAGAUUUCACCUGUUGUACUGAAAUGCACUUCAGUGUUCAUACAUACCUAAGAGUGAUGGAGCAGCCGGUCUACAGUGUUCUGUAGGCUCGGCUGUGAAGGAAAAUAUUAAUGCUUCAAAUUUAUUCUUUUUAGAUAGUAAAUCAAAUUUCAUUUAGGAAAGAUCAUGUGAAUCUUAUUCUACCAAUUGGAAAAUAUUAAUAGAAAGUCACCAAACAUUUCAAACCAGUGUAAAUUAAUGUAUACUUUGACCAGAACGGAAAGAUCCUUUUAGAAAAUGUCAAAACACGACCCUUUUUUCCACCAUU
Molecule: messenger RNA, 2095 nt
Organism: Amphiprion ocellaris (clown anemonefish)
Lineage: Eukaryota; Metazoa; Chordata; Actinopteri; Pomacentridae
Gene: dct
Product: dopachrome tautomerase
Exons: 8
Coding region: 241-1791 (516 amino acids)
Biological process (GO): developmental pigmentation; melanin biosynthetic process from tyrosine; positive regulation of neuroblast proliferation
Cellular component (GO): melanosome
Molecular function (GO): oxidoreductase activity; dopachrome isomerase activity
Source: RefSeq, a predicted model, not a curated record